Rosa rugosa (rugosa rose) is the source of this 3615-nucleotide messenger RNA. RefSeq lists its product as uncharacterized. Gene Ontology annotation, molecular function: nucleic acid binding; RNA-DNA hybrid ribonuclease activity. The coding region runs from base 1 to 3615 and encodes 1204 amino acids. The transcript has 4 exons. Lineage: Eukaryota; Viridiplantae; Streptophyta; Magnoliopsida; Rosales; Rosaceae. The record is from RefSeq and is a predicted model, not a curated record.
AUGAAUGUUUUGAGUUGGAACUGCCAAGGGAUCGGGAACCCUUGGACAGUGAAUGGGCUUAAAGGGCUAAUCGCCCUCAAUUCUCCCGAUGUUAUUUUUCUUUGUGAAACUAAGUGUACCGUUCAUGAGAUGACUAAAGUAAAGGUUGCAGUGGGAUUUCAGAAUGCUUUUACAGUUCCUUGUAGGAUCUUUCGACAACCUAAUGGGAGGCUGUCGAGAGCUGGGGGCCUUUGUCUACUAUGGAAGGAGGGUUGGGAUGUUGCUCUCAGUACUUAUUCAAACAAUCACAUAGAUGUCUUGGUCGGGUGUGUGGGUGAUAGAAACAGAUGGAGAUUUACUGGGGUCUAUGGCCAUCCUAAGGUGGAACAACGUUAUCUUACUUGGGAGCUUAUUAAAAAAAUAGGACAUAACAACGUUAGGCCUUGGUUACUUGGGGGAGAUAUUAAUGAGAUACUCAGAGGCUGUGAGAAGGAGGGGGGUCCUCCUAGAUGUCCAAGGCAGAUAGAAGCGUUUUCAAAAUGUGUAGAGGACUGUGGUUUGGCUGAUCUUAACUUCGUUGGACCCUGUUUCACUUGGAGGGGUAUUAGAGGGGGUGAGGAGAUUAAGGUACGUCUAGACAGAUUCUUGGCCAAUAGAGAGUGGAUGGACUUGUUUCUUUCUUCCCGGGUGAUACACCUAAAGCCUUCAAAGUCGGAUCAUCUCCCAAUUUUUAUUGAAGUCAGUACAACUCGCCCUAGAAAGAAACGAAAGAAGAAAAGAUUUCGUUUUGAAGCACACUGGCUCCAGGAUGCGGAAUGUGCCAAUGUGGUAAGGAGAGGUUGGAAUGAAGUGGAGGGGCUUAAUCCAUUCCACACUGUAUGCAUGAAAAUUGAACGUACAAGGCAAGCUUUAUGGGAUUGGAGUAAAGAAAAGUUUGGUAAUCUAAAAGUUGAGAUAGAGAAGGUUAGAGCUAUGCUCUCAACUUUUUAUGAUAAAUCAUUGUCGGCACCGCCUGAGGAAGAGAGACUUUGUCUUGAAGCAAAGUUAAAUGAUUUGUUAUUGCAUGAGCAUAAUUAUUGGAAGCAAUGUUCCCAGGUUAUGUGGCUAACGGAAGGCGAUCUGAACUCGAGAUAUUUCCAUCAGAAAGCUACUAACAGAAGAAGACGGAAUGAGAUCAAAGGGUUGUACAAUAGUGAAGGAGUUUGGUGUACGGAGGAGUCGGAGCUAGAAAAAAUCGUUCUGGGCUAUUUUGGUAACUUGUUUACAACAAAUCAUCCUACAAAUGUGGAGCUGUUCACAAACCUAUUCCCACAGGUUAUCUCAAAUGAGAUGAACUCCCAAUUAAUUAAGGAGUUUAGUGAGGAUGAAGUCCUCAAGGCUUUGAAGCAAAUGCACCCUAUGAAGGCUCCUGGACCUGAUGGCUUUUCUCCUAUUUUUUAUCAACGCUACUGGCCAGUUGUUGGCAAGGAUGUGACAGCGGCUAUUCGGUGUUUCAUGGGUUCAGAACAUCUGCUUCGUGAAGUUAAUGGUACGUAUGUUACACUAAUCCCGAAAGUUAAGGCGGUAGAACAUAUGCAGCAACUUCGCCCUAUAAGCCUGUGCAAUAAUGUCAGGAUGGAGAUCCAAGAGGAGCUUGCUUCUGUUCUCGGGGUGGAAAGGGUCGAUAAACAUGACAAGUAUCUUGGGCUUCCAACGGAAGUAAGUUACUCCAAGACAGAAGCAUUUCAGUUUAUUAUGGAGAAGACUAGAAACAAGAUGAAAGGUUGGAAGGAGAAAAUGCUCAGCAUGGCAGGGAAAGAGGUAAUGAUCAAGUCGGUGGUGCAAUCGGUGCCUACUUAUGUAAUGAGUUGCUUCGAGCUACCUAAACACAUGUGUCAGGAAAUGCAUCGUUGUAUGGCGGAGUUUUGGUGGGGAGAUUCUGACAAGGGCCGAAAGAUACAUUGGUUGGCCUGGGACAAGAUGUGUGCAACUAAGGAAGAAGGGGGGUUAGGGUUCCGCAACAUGGAGCUAUUCAAUCAGGCCCUUCUUGCUAAACAAGGGUGGCGGCUACUCAAGUGUCCUAAUUCCCUAUUGGCCACGACUUUGAGGGCCAAGUACUACCCUGAUGGGGAUUUCCUUAAUGCAAGAGUCAAUCCUGGUGACUCGUACACUUGGAGGAGUCUAAUGAAGGGAAGAGAUCUCUUGCACAAAGGUGUGCGUUAUCAAGUGGGAACAGGGUCUAACAUUUCUAUGUGGUUCGAUCCGUGGAUCCCCAGACCCCAUACUUUUAAGCCGUUCUCGGGGGUUAUGGAAGGUUUAGAGGGGCUGCGAGUGUCUGAUUUGAUAGACCCUGAGUCUAGAGAAUGGAUGCAUGAGUGGUUGGAGGAGCUCUUCACUGUUGAGGAGAUGGAGUUGAUUCGUAAAAUCCCCCUUAGUAGGAGAAGCCCAGAUGACCGCUUAGUGUGGCAUUAUGACAACAGGGGCGUAUACAAUGCGAAAAGCGGUUAUCAUGUGGCUAGAAGCUUCUCAACUCAAGGGUCGACGUCCCAGGGCCAUGCACAAAUGAAGGCAUUAUGGAGGACAGUUUGGCAUGCUAGGGUCCAGUCGAAGAUUCGAGUUUUUGUUUGGAGAUUGCUGAAACAUAUCAUCCUAACCAAAGCUGCCCUCAAUAGACGAUUUGGCUUGGCGGACCAGGUGUGUAAUUUUUGCAAUUGUGAUGUUGAAUCGGAUUUACAUAUAUUCAAAGAAUGCAACGUCAUUGCAUGUUUAUGGCUGUUUAGCCCACUUGGGUUACCUGCUAGAAAUCAUGCAGCAACAUCUUUGAAAGAGUGGAUAAUUGAUGUCAUUGAAUCUCUUAACAAGCAACAGGUGGAUAUGUUCUUUAUUCUAUUAUGGGCUAUUUGGUCAGAGAGAAAUAGAGGACGGCUUAAGAUCAAUCUAGAUGCAGCUUUUAAUGCAAACAGUGGGAGUGGUGGCAUUGGGAUUGUCAUACGGGAUGAUAAGGGCAGGUUCAAGGGAGCUUGGUCGCGAUAUAUGCCCUACCUGGGAUCAGCUCUUCAUGGGGAAGCUGAAGCAUGCAGAGCAGGACUUCUGCUUGCUGUUCACCAGGGGUGGAAAGAGGUUGAAGUGGAAAGCGAUUGUACUAUCUUAGUGGCCGCUCUAAAUCAUAAUGUGGAGGACAACUCUGAGGUGAGUCGAAUUCUCGAUGAUUGUAGAGAUUACUUGCAAUGUUUUGAUUAUUUCAGAAUUCAUCACAUUUAUCGUGAAGCAAAUAGUGUUGCUCAUAGGUUUGCUCACUUUGCUAGUUUAGAUCGUGUUGUGGAUCUUUCUUUAGUCGAGGCUCCUGACUUCUUACAGGAUGUCCCCUAUGAGGAUUUAUGUAACGCAACUAUGCACGCUCGGGGUACAGGCACUAUGGCUCGUAAUCGCCGAGCACGUAGGGAAACUCCUCCUAUUGAGGAUGAUGAACAGAUACCUAGGAGGUUUGCGGAUACUUUUGGGCAGUUCUUUCGACAGAUUGCUGCAGCGCUCCCCGGGUCACGUACCGACUACUCUGUGGAACGUGCUAGGAAGCAUGGGGCCCAGACUUUUGCUUCUGCCGCCUCACCUGUUGAGGCUCAGCGGUGGCUUGACAGGAUGGAGAGAGUUUUCUCUUAG